GUGAAUUGAAAACUCGACCGGGUUUAUUGAUGCUACAAUUGCGUCUCUCAUUUACACCACCACCACAAAUAACUACAGUACCAGCACCACUACCAUUAUACUAGCAACCAUGGGUGGCGCCGAGUCAAAAGCGGCUCACCAGAAAAUCCACAAGACCACGCUUGCCGGAGUUACAUUCCCCAACACCUUUGAGCUCUACUACGAGCCGUCCUGGAAGAAGCUCAAGCUGUCUCUCGGCGAGGCCUCUUCCGAGCCGCUCUACACCUUCAACCUGCCGGAAGGCUGGUGGGGGGAUCUCAUCAUAUACAACGGCCCUACUCUGGAACACCCGCCGCUGGCCGCUGUGCGCAACACUGGCAAGUCGGGGAUGGGAAACGCCGUCACACUGCCGCCUCUAGGGCCGGGCCAAGAAGUGCUGGAGGAGAAGAUGUCGCGUCGACGCAAGGGCCUGAUGGACGUGUUUUCCUUUGCAGCUGUUGUGCAAGCCCAAGAGGGGGAGAAAACAACGCGACGUGUCGAGAGGUUCGAGUGGGUGGGCUCAGGACGCAAGGAGGUCAAGGAUUUGCACGAAUGGAAGCACGGGUGGAAAUUAAGGCGUGUAGCUGCGAGUGGUGCGGAUGAGGACGAGGACGAAGCCGAAGACGAAUCUGCGAAUGAGAUGCCCGCUGGCGAGAUAUUGGCUGUCUGGGCCGACUCUACCAUGAGCAUGAGAAAGGCGGCCAAGUUCCAGUUCCUCAACAGCGGGGCGACCGGUGAGCUAGGAGAGGCGUGGGCCCUGAUGGCGGUGAUUACAUUUGUGAGGGUAUGGCAGAGAUACAUGCAGGUGGUGAUGGUGUAGCACGCAGGUGAGGGAUGGAGAAAGGUGAGGGCGGCAACGGAUAGUGACCCGGCUAGGUACCCGUUGGAUGAGAGCAUCUGCACAUGUAAUACUAGUAUUCGAGCUUAUAGUAAUAUGCCUUUGAGAUGACUACACCAC
Molecule: messenger RNA, 976 nt
Organism: Trichoderma atroviride IMI 206040
Lineage: Eukaryota; Fungi; Ascomycota; Sordariomycetes; Hypocreales; Hypocreaceae
Source: RefSeq, a predicted model, not a curated record